GCUGCUGAGCUCGAUGGAAUUAGCCCCGCGGCGGAAUAAACCGGUGCAGACGCCGGCGCCGCCGCGGGCCAGUCCGGGUUUCGCGUCCGGUGUGUCCGCACCAUGGCCGCCCCCGGGCUGCGCGAUAUCCCCCUGCUCCCUGGCUCCCCACGCCGGCUGAGCCCUCGGGCAGUGGCCAGAGAUGGCCAGGGCCCCAAACGUGGCCAGCAAUACCUCAGGGUUCCCGGUUCCCAAGCCCCGGGUCCGCAGGGCAGUUCUGACCAUGACCGAGAUUCUGGCCCGCCCUCCGGUGGAGGGAGCUCCUGUGGCAGCUCGGUCAUCAAUAACUACCUGGACGCCAACGAGCCAGUGUCCUCGGAGGCCCGUCUGAGCCGCAUGCACUUCCAUGACAACCAGAGGAAGGUUGACUAUGUGCUCGCCUACCAUUACCGGAAACGCGGGGUGCACCCUGGCCAUGGCUCCCCUGGCCCCUCGCUGGCGAUUGUCUCCAAUGGGGAGACGGGCAAGGAACCUCGUGCUGGUGGCCACGGUGACAUUGAAUUGGGACCACUUGAUGCCCUGGAGGAGGAGAGGAAGGAACAGCGGGAGGAGUUUGAGCACAACCUGAUGGAGGCCGGGCUCGAGCUCGAGAAGGAUGUGGAGAGUAAAAGCCAGGGAUCCAUCUUUGUCCGGAUACACGCCCCGUGGCAGGUGCUGGCCAGAGAGGCAGAGUUCUUGAAGAUCAAAGUCCCCACCAAGAAAAAGAUGUAUGAGAUCAAAUCAGAAGGCAGCAUCACGAAGAAGUUCAACGAGCUUCUGCAGAAGCUGAGCUCGCCCCUGAAGCCUAGAGUUCCAGAGCACAGUAACAACAAGAUGAAAAAUCUCUCCUACCCAUUCUCCAGGGAGAAAAUGUAUCUGUACAACAUCCAUGACAAGGACACCUUCUUUGAUAAUGCCACCCGUAGCCGCAUCGUGCACGAGAUCCUGAAGCGCACAGCCUGUUCUCGGGCUAACAACACAAUGGGCAUUAACUCUCUGAUCGCCAACAACAUCUAUGAGGCUGCCUACCCUCUUCAUGACGGUGAAUAUGACAGCCCAGGGGAUGACACGAAUGACAGAAAGCUGCUGUAUCAAGAAUGGGCACGCUAUGGAGUGUUUUAUAAAUUUCAACCUAUUGACCUCAUCAGAAAGUAUUUUGGAGAAAAAAUUGGACUGUAUUUUGCCUGGCUGGGAUUAUAUACAUCAUUCCUCAUCCCAUCUUCUGUAAUCGGGGUGAUCGUGUUUCUUUAUGGAUGUGCAACAAUCGAAGAAGAUAUUCCCAGCAAAGAGAUGUGUGACCAGCAGAAUGCCUUCACCAUGUGUCCCCUGUGUGACAAGUCCUGUGAUUACUGGAACCUCAGCUCAGCCUGUGGUACAGCAAAGGCGAGCCACCUGUUUGACAACCCUGCCACCGUCUUCUUCUCCAUCUUCAUGGCUCUGUGGGCUACCAUGUUUCUUGAAAACUGGAAGAGAUUGCAGAUGCGACUGGGCUACUUCUGGGACCUGACUGGGAUAGAAGAGGAAGAAGAACGUGCCCAGGAACACUCCCGGCCUGAGUAUGAAACCAAAGUUCGAGAGAAAAUGUUAAAGGCAAGUGGCAAGUCGGUGGUCCAGAAACUGGGCACCAAUAUGGCUGAGGAUGAAGAUGAGGAUGAUGAAGAUAAGCUGACCUGGAAAGAUCGUUUCCCAGGUUACUUGAUGAACUUCGCCUCCAUCUUGUUCAUGAUUGCCCUGACAUUCUCCAUCGUCUUUGGGGUCAUCGUGUAUCGCAUAACAACUGCAGCAGCCCUGUCUCUCAACAAGGCUACACGCUCCAAUGUCCGGGUGACAGUGACAGCCACAGCAGUCAUCAUCAACCUCGUGGUCAUCCUCAUCCUGGACGAGAUCUAUGGUGCUGUGGCCACAUGGCUCACCAAAAUCGAGGUUCCAAAAACAGAACAGACUUUUGAAGAGCGCCUGAUACUCAAAGCUUUCUUGCUAAAGUUUGUCAAUGCCUACUCACCUAUCUUCUAUGUGGCCUUUUUCAAGGGGCGGUUCGUGGGCAGACCUGGAAGCUACGUUUAUGUAUUUGAUGGCUACCGCAUGGAAGAGUGUGCUCCGGGAGGCUGCCUUAUGGAGCUCUGCAUUCAGCUCAGCAUCAUCAUGUUGGGGAAGCAGCUGAUCCAGAAUAACAUCUUUGAGAUCGGAGUCCCGAAACUAAAGAAACUAUUUCGGAAGCUGAAAGAUGAGACAGAACCUGGAGAAACUGACUCUGCCCACUCAAAGAAUCCAGAGCAGUGGGACCUAGACUACAGCUUGGAGCCAUACACUGGACUGACUCCAGAGUACAUGGAGAUGAUCAUCCAGUUUGGCUUUGUCACCCUCUUUGUGGCCUCCUUCCCUCUGGCACCUGUGUUUGCCCUUCUCAACAAUGUCAUUGAAGUGCGGCUUGAUGCAAAGAAGUUUGUGACUGAGCUGAGACGGCCAGAUGCCGUGAGAACCAAAGAUAUUGGGAUUUGGUUUGACAUUCUCUCCGGGAUCGGCAAGUUCUCUGUUAUCAGCAACGCUUUUGUCAUUGCCAUCACCUCUGACUUCAUCCCCCGUCUCGUGUACCAGUAUGCCUAUAGUCACAACGGGACCCUGCACGGCUUUGUCAACCACACCCUCUCCUUUUUCAACGUCAGCCAGCUGAAGGAGGGAACGCAACCAGAAAACUCACAGUUUGACCAGGAAGUUCAGUUCUGCAGGUUUAAGGAUUACCGAGAACCGCCGUGGGCCCCGAACCCGUAUGAGUUUUCCAAACAGUACUGGUCCAUUCUGUCUGCCCGUCUGGCUUUUGUCAUAAUCUUCCAGAACCUCGUGAUGUUCCUGAGUGUCCUCGUGGAUUGGAUGAUCCCAGAUAUCCCCACGGAUAUCAGCGACCAGAUCAAGAAAGAAAAGGGCCUGUUGGUGGACUUCUUCCUGAAGGAGGAGCACGAGAAACUCAAGCUGACGGACGAGCCAGCCCCAAGGAGCCUGGGAGGGGGGCGUCGGAGCAGGAGCCGGGCGGCCAGCUCGGCACCCUCGGGCCGAAGCCAGCCAGGCAGCAUCGCGUCUUCUGCCUCACAGCACACCAAUGUGUGAGCGAGUCGACCCCACCGCGGGGGCUGCCACAGUGGCAAGGGACCUCACGGAGCAUGCCUGUGCACCUGCAUGGGAGGGCUGGCUGGUGUCUGCCAGGGCCCGGCCUCAGGGGGUCUUUGCAAAGGUGCAUUUGUGCAAAGAGAGAGGGGUUAGAGCGAGCGAGCAAGCACAAGCAGGAAGAGAACUGGAGCUGCUUCUCAGAAACUUCAAGCUUAAGUUCCUUUUAGGUCCUCUUUGAUCUUUUUGGGGGAUCGGCACCCCAUUUUGAGUCACCCGGUGCAAGAACUGGGUAUCUCUACCCCAGAGCUCCCAGGCGCCAUGCACCUUCCUUGCGUUUCCUCAGGUGUCCCCUCUCACACGGUCACAGUCUGUGAGAGGAGCAAGCCCCCCUCCUGAGCGAUCCCUCUCCCCUUCCCACCAGCUCCCCAAGCAGACCCCUCUGAGUCGCUUGCAGCUGGGACUGUCACAGCCUCAGUGGGUACAAAUUAAGUCACAGGGCUGAUGGCUGUGGCCACAGGACUUGAUGGUGAGUGGCAGAGGUCCCAACCUGAGCUUGUCUCCAUGUCAUGGGGAUGCUUUGAGCUUGUGCAACUAACCAUCACUUUAUGCAGGUUCAGAUUUAAAGUAAUAAAAUAAAUCAAAACAUUCUUUA
Herpailurus yagouaroundi (jaguarundi) is the source of this 3772-nucleotide messenger RNA. It is a transcript of the gene ANO2, whose product is annotated as anoctamin 2. Gene Ontology annotation, biological process: chloride transmembrane transport. Lineage: Eukaryota; Metazoa; Chordata; Mammalia; Carnivora; Felidae. The record is from RefSeq and is a predicted model, not a curated record. Gene Ontology annotation, molecular function: protein dimerization activity; intracellularly calcium-gated chloride channel activity. Gene Ontology annotation, cellular component: plasma membrane. Bases 103 to 3120 code for a protein of 1005 amino acids. The transcript is spliced from 27 exons.